Molecule: messenger RNA, 4140 nt
Organism: Phaedon cochleariae (mustard beetle)
Lineage: Eukaryota; Metazoa; Arthropoda; Insecta; Coleoptera; Chrysomelidae
Source: the annotation of a GenBank genome assembly
UUUCAGUUGUCAGUCAAAAAAUAUCAGUGUCAUAAAGUUUCAGUGAUCUAAAUUUUUGUAUCGGGUAUUGUGUGUUCAAAUGUGUUUGGAUCAUGGCUUCUGUUGGGAAGUUAUUCCUCUUGGAAGUGCUUGUGUACAAAAUUCAUCUCCAGCCAAAUUUCGAAAAUAUCCCCAAAAAGAAUGAUGUAGCAUUCAAUAUCAGAUUUUCUGAUAUCAUCAAUAGCAAUAUCAUACCAGAAGAUUUCAAACUUCAGGGAGGUGAAAUGGACGAAGGGCUUAUCAGUUCACUCUUGACCAUCAACAUGGGCAAGACUUGCCUGAUUGUUCACAAACCCAAAGACUUGGUGUCGGAAUUGAGGCGGUGUCCUUUGGAAGUGGGUUUCCAAAUCAAGAGAAAAACGAUUGGAACAGCCUUGAUCCCUUUUAAGACGGAAUUCGCCGAUAUGGUUAAUAUUUACGAGUCCAUAGGAGUUGUGAAGUCUGUGGAAUACAAUGGCAUUUCUGAUUUGAAAAAGACACCCGAAGAAGAGAAAAUCGGAACUAUCGAGAUAUUCCUUCGUAUGUCUUGUUAUGGUGAUAAUAUCGAUACAGAUUUCCGAUGGUUUGAAGUUACCAAUGAAUAUGUUUUCAUGGAGCCGAAGACUACUGCAACAUUCAAAAUUGAAAGUUUUGACUUGAUGACCAACACCAACGUAACUCCGAUAACAAGCCUAUACAACCCAGCCGUUUGCACCCCCGUUAGUACCACUACCAAGCGAUUAUCUUGGACCGAACUUUUCGGUGGUGGCAAAAGCCCAGGCGUCAAACUCAGUGUCGCUCCCAUCGGGCUGGACGAUUGCCCGAUCCACAUGGACAUCAGCAGGAGGCAAUCCAAAUUACAACACACUAUAUCCAUGGGUAGUGCCUUCGAUGUCGUUUCUUUGGUGUUUCGACCGCCGGAAAACAAAUUUUUCGAUUUUCUAAAUAUGGUCUCAGCCGAAGUGACUACCAAAGAAGACGAGACCACUGUGACCUUGUCAGUAAGCAAAGAGAACAUGAACAAAAAGCAAUUGCACAUUCAGGACGAGGUUAUAUCUUACGAUGUUGAAAAACUGAAAAAUAUCAUUGUCAUGGAUGAAGACGAUGAGGAAGAUCCCGCAUUGGAGUUGACCGCUGAUAAAAUCGCUAGAAAGCUGUGCAAAAACAAGGAUUGUCCUGCAGCAAAGAAAUUCAAGGAGUAUGGAAUCGGACCACUUGCUACUGGAAAAGGUCUUGGUACUUUAUACGGCGACGUAGAACCUCCCACCACAUACGGAUUGAGCCACACUUACGGCACCUUCGCCAAUUACGGUCCGUAUGGUGUGUUCAGCAGACCGAAAUCUCCCGAUCAACCAUUCAUUCCACCAAAGAAUGCCCUCGAAACGCCGAAACCACCUUGCUCUAACAGAAAAGAGAAAACUUGUAGGCAUGGCGUAAGAAGAUUGAGAGGUGGUGGAUUACCAAAUGAUGCUUUAGAUUCUUCCAUGCCGAGCUGUAAAAUCCUCCGCUUGAGAGGGGGCGGCCAGUUAGAAAUCGAAGCACUUCCGGGACCGAAAUCGCCCUUCCUCGAAUGCAAACCCGUCAUGGACCAAUUCGACCAGAUCCUGGCCGCCUACAAGAAGGCACUGGGCCCUUGCGGCCAGCCCACUUGUCCUCACGCACAGACCUUGGCCGAGGCUCAGUGCGAGAAGUACCUUGAGAUGACAGGCAGAGCGAUCAAGAAAGGGCCUCCCGAGAAGACUGACAGCGUAUCUUGUCAAAGUAUACCUUGCACCAUGGAGGAGUGUCCUUACAAAGAAAACAAGAACAGGUUUCCAGCCGGUUGUGGAUCACCGAGGUGUGCUUAUGCCGCAUAUAAAUUGGGCCUGGUAGAUGACGAUGCUGCUAUUGAACUUCAAUUUCUACCUCCUGCUGUUUCUGGAAAAUGUGGUCACCCAAAAUGUGAAUACCCUUUGAAGCCUGAUUUACCUCCUAUACAUUGGGAUUGCCCGGACCCCCUACCAAAAGGCAACUGUAAGAAUCUGAAUUGCCCAUUCCUGCCGCCCGAUCUCAAAGUGAUGAAAUGCAAAGUUCCUAAAAAGGGACCUUGUGGUAGCACCUCCUGUCCAUACGCUUUACCCCCUCCGUGCGAUGUCCCCAGCUGUCCUUUUCGACAAAAGCCAUGCCCUUUCCUAGAACAACAGCAACAAGGCGACAUGAAAGCCUCGUGCUCCAUGAACUCCAAAGAUGGCGAAAUUUGUGAAAACCCAGACUGCCCCUUCGCAAAUAAUGGUGACGAUCAAUCUGCAUGCUUCCAAGACGAGAAUUUGAAGGGAGAGUUCCAAACUUGCGCCAAUCCUGGUUGUCCUUUUGCUAAUAAAACUGGGAACGGGAAAGGAGAUGAUGCUUGUAUAAAUGUCAAGUGUCCUUCAAAAAAUAACAGAAAAAAAGACAAUGAUGCACGCAAGUCCAAGAAGAAGUCUACCAGCAGAAACUGUGACAAUCCAGACUGCCCAUUUGCGGAUUCCAAGAAGAAGAAAAUUGUACAAAAAAAGAGUAGCUCAGUUUGCGAGAAUCCCGACUGUCCUUUCGCCAAGAAAACGUUGGAUACAGAAAAUACAUCGAAAAGCAGUAGCCUUUGUGACAACCCCGACUGCCCUUUCGCGAAGUCAUCGCAAAACACCACCCAGAGCAAUCUUUGCGCGAAUCCCGAUUGUCCUUUCGCCAACAAAUCCAGUACGAGUUCGUCCACUAGCAGCUCAGAAAAAUGUUCCCAUAAAUCCGCGAACUGUGAAAACGGAAGUGUUUGCUCUAACCCGAACUGCCCCUACACUGGCAUCAAAGAAGACCCCAUUUGCAACGAUCCGUUUUGCCCUUACUUGCAGCCCUUGCCGUCUUGUGGCGUUCGGAAUUGCCCUUACGAACCGGUCCCGGGGAUCUAUUGCCCCAGCCCCAAUUGUCCAGCUAUGUCCGUUGGUACGGUACAGCAAUCCAAGAGUCUAAGGGAGCAGAGGCAACAAGAAAGAAAUAGUACGAGUAACCAGAAAUCAGGAGAAAAUGUAGUAGGCCAAACAGAUAUAGUGUUAGAAACACAAAUGUCAGUGGUUCGGAAAAGUAAGGAAGCAGUUCGGGCUAGUAAGGAGCAGCCAGAUAGUAAGGAGCAGCCACAGGCUGUAAAAGGAAAUGGGAAUGGAAAGAAGAAGCGCGGCAAGUUUGUCUAUUCCAUGGGGGACAAGUAUCCUGGGGUCAAGGUUGGCCAUAAGGAGUGUGUGACGCCCAUGUUCAAUGUGCCACCUAAGAUGGGGUGGUUGUGGAAUAUUCACACACCGAUUUUGAGACUGAAACCGAGAAGGGGCUGGAAACCGGGCGCCAUCGUGAAGACAAUAGCGCAGCGCAUCAGGGCGCACCGCCAACUCAAAGGCCUGGGCAUGCUGCACGUGCCCAAGUUCAGAAAGAACGUGGGCGGCUCCGAGUCCGACCCCGAGGUGAACGUGUCGCCCAAGCCGACUUUGCACAUCCAGAAGAAGGACGGCGCCUACUGGAUCACGAUGAACCCGCUGAAGGACCCGAAGACGCUGGCCGAGAACGAGGAUCCGUACAUGGAAUGCACGCCGAUGCAGUUCAAGAUCACGAAGAACAAGAACAAGCCGAAAGACGAUAAUGAUGAAGAUGGCUCGAGAUUAUGCUGCUGUGAACCCGAAGACGAAUCAUCAUCGAGCGACAGUGAACUGGACAUAGAAUUCACCCCACCGGCCGGUAUAAUCCACCCAGAAAGGUUCAAGAAAAAAAAGAACGUCAUUCACUGUGAUACCCAAUAUAACCCUGAUGAUUUCGAGGUCAAGAAGGAUAUCGCUAAGGGGAAAAGUAAAUCUCAGGAGAGUCAAAAGGGUAAAGGAAAGGAGAAAGGAAAGGGCAAGGGAAAGAAAGGAAAGAAGUGAUUGGAUGAGCAACAUUGUUCAUCAUGAUAAUUUAUUGCAGGGAGAAUUAUUUUGUUUCGUUAUCUCUUUUCAUUGUAAGGUGUCACUAUUUCAUUAAAAUUGGUGUACUUAUUGUUCAAAUAAAUAUGAAAGCUUGUCUUAAUAUUUAAAUGUUUUUUGGUGUUUUAAUUCUUAUUAUUUUCAUCAAAGAUUAUCAGAAUUUCGC